CCCACUCCCCCCUCCCCCGCCGUAACCUCGGAGGAGUAUGGGUAGAAAGCGAGGCUUCGCGGAAGCGCCGGCGGAUUCCAAGAUGGCGGCGGGGUGCUGUGGAGUGAAGAAGCAGAAACUGUCGAGUUGCUCGUCCUCUUCCACCUCGUCCAACAACUCCAACGAGAACCACUGCAAGGAAGUGAGCCGCUCCAACGGCUUCAGCGGCUGCCCCGGCGGCAGGAGCAUGGUGGUCAACUCGGAGAUGUGCUGCUUCUGCUUCGACGUCCUGUAUUGCCAUCUGUACGGAUAUCAGCCGCCCCGGAGCCCACGAUUCACCAACGACCCAUACCCAUUAUUUGUGACAUGGAAGAUUGGCCGUGAUAAGCGGUUGCGAGGAUGCAUAGGUACAUUUUCUGCCAUGAACUUGCAUUCAGGACUCAGGGAGUACACUCUUACCAGUGCCCUUAAAGACAGUCGCUUUCCUCCAAUGACGAGGGAAGAGUUACCACGACUUUUUUGCUCGGUGUCUCUUCUUACCAAUUUUGAAGAUGUUGGGGAUUAUUUAGAUUGGGAGGUGGGUGUACAUGGCAUUAGAAUAGAAUUCAUCAAUGAAAAAGGAUCAAAACGCACCGCCACAUACCUGCCGGAGGUUGCGAAGGAGCAAGGCUGGGACCAUAUUCAAACCAUAGAUUCCUUGUUACGAAAGGGUGGCUACAAAGCUCCCAUCUCUAAUGACUUCAGGAAGACCAUUAAACUGACCAGAUACCAUAGUGAAAAGAUGACACUGAGUUACUCAGAGUAUCUAGCUCACCGUCAGCAUCACCACUACCAGAAUGGCAUUGCACACCCUCUACCACCAUACAACCAUUAUUCCUGACAAUGACUUGCAUGACCAGUCACUUGAUCUUUCAGCAGACCUCUUCCCCGGGGACCCUUCCCCUUCCUGGUCUAGCUAUCUCUAUUACUGUACCAUUUUAUGAUGAUAGUUUCCGUUGCCAUAGUGACAUACAGCUGUUUCGUUUAUGUCAAUUUGGCAACGGGUGGAACAUUAUAUUUUUAUUCAGCACAGUUUUUUAAAAAAUUCCAAUGAAAUUGUCACUUUUGCUUUUUGCAUUCCCAAAUUUUCUUAAAUCUGUGGAUGAAUGGAAGGAGAGUUGAGAUUGUUUUGCGCUCCAAAUUCCAAGAACAGGAAUUUUCAGGGUUAUAUCUUUGUUCAAUUACAUUUCUUCAUUGAGCAGAUAAAAACUCUUUAGUUUUCUUUAAGGUUGAUUCAGAUGCUCUAAAUGAGUUUAAAAAUCAUUAUAACAUUACUGCUUUUGAUUUGCAUCAAAUUCCUUAAACUAAUCAUUUUAGUAUAAAUUUUUAAACUUCUCUUUUAUGUUUAAAAUGCAGCCUUCAAAUUGCAAUUACAAAACAUGCUGGUUAGUCCUAAGUGUAUGUGAGAGCAUCAGCUGCUUGUGCUCAGCUUUGCACUUUGGCUCUGUUAUAGUCAACAACGCCAAAUGUAUACACUGAGUACAACUGGAGGCCAGUAUUUAACUCCAGUGAUCAGAUUAUUUUCUCCCUAGCUAAAUAGGAAAGGGCUAAAUUGAAUUGCUGAAAUAUCGUAUUAUACUUAUGUAUACAUAGAGUGCUCAUGAUAAAAACUAUUCCUCGGAGCUAUCCAUGGUUGAAUAUCUAUUAGGUAUAUUUGCCAGAUAGCACAUAAUCAUAAGAUGCUUCACAUCGACCUACUUUUGAAUAUAAAUAUUCCUCAGUUGUAUUUUCCCUCGAAGGGAAAAGUUAACCAUUUUUAAUAUAUCAUCAUGCUGCUGCAGAAUUAUCUGAAUUUUUCCUUUAAAAAGGAAUUCUGAAUUGAAAUUUGAUUUAUGGUUUAAAAAGUGUGAUUAUGCAUUACUAUCAUAACAUUGUGAAAGCAUUCUUGAUUUUUGGGUCUCCAUUCUCUUGCUGUUUUAUUUCUCCCUCCAAGAAUGAGGGUAAAGUAUCAUGUGAUAGAUGUUUUUUUUAUUGAAUCAGUUUACCACCACCAGAGACCAUUUAUCCAUUUAUAUACAUGAGGUACUCCCUUUGGAGUAACUCCUAUUUUGUUAUUUUGAAUAGCUUCAAUUAAAUAUUAUAGAAUUUUGGAAUUCUCUUCUACUCAACAAAUCUAGAUGGACUCAUCUAAAAUAUCACUAAACUUCUUAAUUCUAUAUCAUUCUUUGUUCAUUGUGGCUUGGCAGCACAGCAUAGUAGUAAGCUUUCUCCUUUAAAACACAAUUUUACCACUCCGUUUCGACUGAAUCGCCAGAGAAACCAGAUUUUUCGGAUUGCUUCUAGGAAAGCAUAAACAUUGAUUUAGCCUUUUCCAAUCAUUAGCCAGGCUGUGACAAUUCUUUGGUUCUAGUACAUGUAGUCUUUGAGUAAAACAAACAUGGUUUGCGUUGAGUUUAAUUAUAGAUAAUUGACCUAACAUUUUCCUAUUCUCUACAUUCAGAUCUCCAAUGAUUGCAUUAGUCAGUGUGUACAUUAGCAAUUAUACUGUAAGGAGAGAAUUAAGACUAAGUGACUGGGCUGUCAUGGUGCUAUAACUCAGGGAAGCAUUAAAAUGCACAGUAUUUUAUGCAACCUGAGGCUGCCAACAUAUUUUGUAAACACAAUAUUUUGCUCAGGCACUUAUGGUCAGUGUUAGAGGUUUAUAUUAAGAUAAUUUAUUAAGUUAUUUCAAAUUUUCUGACUAAGGUGAACUUUUUGAAGAACCAGAUAUCUCCAGAUGCAAAAUAAAAGUAGGGUAUGUUUGUAAGACUUCCUAUUUUCUGCAUUCUUACUUUGGAUUUCCAGCUUUUGGACAAGUAGAUAUGAGUUAUUUUCAAUUCCUUUUCUCCAAAUAUAGGGCAGUUUUGAACAGGUUACAUGUAUAAAAUUUAACAACAUAGUAUUACUUUGCUAAGCCUUAUGUUUGUCUGCUCUCCUUUUAAGAAAAUAAAAAUUUGUAUCUCUUCAGGGAAAAAGGAUGCAGACAACUACCUAAAUUAAGUGUUUAGAUCUGGCAUAAACAGGAUUAUUACUGGUACCAAAGGACAUAUUUCUCUUGCCCUGAAAGAUUAGAUUAACUAUUUUUUUUGAGAUUUUCAUUAAAGCAUCAUUGAAACAAAUCAAAUUUGAGGAGCUGUAAGAAUUCAUAACACGUCUUUAAAUUUUUAGCCUUUAAUAUGACUUUUUUUUUAAGGUUCUUGUACUCCAGAAUUAUAUAUUUGAGCCUUAAAGUCAAAUAUGGCAUUCUUCUGAAGAUUUUUUAAGAUUUGGCUUUAUUGAUGAAGAUCAGCUAAGUUUCAAAGACUCUUUGUCAAAACUGUCUUCAUCUAAUUUCAGCUUUGAUAACAGAUGGAAUAAACCAUGAGUUAUGCCUUUGAGUAUUCCGGUGGGCAAUUUAAAGAAAGUUUCAGGCAUUAAAUGUUAGGGCUUUCAGACAGUGAAUGAAGUUUUGUUUUUAUGCUGUGAAAGAGGGCUCAGUAUGUUAAGUUGUCGUUUUCGUUGACUCCUUCCAUUAGUCACAAUGAAAGAAUUUUAAGGGUUGUGCAUCCACAGUAACACCAAAAGCAAUUGUUUAAAUUUCACUUGUGUUGCCUUAAUUUUGACACAAAUAGCACAAAACUGAACAAUCUUUUUGGCUGCCAAGUGGAACUUAGUUUACUGAAUUUCUACAAACAUCAUGUCUAUCAUCUCGGCAUGCUCAUCCUUUCCCUGAGCUCUCUACUAGUUUUGGGGGGAGGGGGGGAGAAAAAAUGGUGCUAUACGACGCUGAAUAGGUCACGUGACUGGUCAUGCUGACUCCGAGAUCAUAUCGGAAUAAUCUUGAUAUAUGCAGAUAUUAUACAAAACUUUAUUACCAGUGUAAUAAUGAUGAAAACAAAUAUAUAAAAUCCUGCAGCCUUGCAAGGACGAGGUCAGCAAUACUUCCCUGCAUGGCGUGGUGGAAUGGGACAUAUCUUGUCGUGUGUAGCUAUAGGAGCAUGACAGUAUGUUCAUGCUGGUCAAUUUUUUCCUUUGAGAAAAUGAAUAAACUGAAGCAUUAGAUAUUUAAUAUUUUUAUGGGGCUGUUACAUUAAAUGCCACCUCUUAAACGUUCACUUUUUAUAUACUGUUGUGCAGUAGAGGUUACAUCGUGUUGUCGUUCAGACUGAACCAAAGAUGCCUCCAGCCAUGAUCUAAUGCUGCUGUGAAUUAAACCUGCUUUCCAGUCCUUCAAGGUACUGCAGGAGAUUUUAAUUGUUUUUUUAUUUUUGUACAAUUUGUAACUGGUUUUGCUAGUAGUAUUGAUUCAAUUAAGUUUAAUUUGAAGAUUCUCACUGAGCACUGUUGAACAUUGAUGACUGGUAACUUUGCCAUGUGGUGGCUGUAUCGAAGAAGCCCACUUGUGUGCCUCUCAGACCUAAGGGUUUCUUUAAUCUGUAUCUUAGAGACCAGCAGGAAAUCUUUAUACAAAGAUGUGUUUAAUUAUUUUUGCCAUUGUUGUUUGAACUCUUGUUUCUUAAUUUUACUCUGGACCCAGUAACUACACUGGUUGUCAAUCGCACUGAGAGAGCGAGAGAGUUGUAUCAAACUUUUCUAACACAUGUAUGACAGUUUUUGUACAUUGAAGUCAAUUCUUUUCUGAAUUUUUGGAUCUAGUUUCUAAGUUAUUUUAGUGUUUUUUUUAUAUGUUAAAAACAAAAUGAGUUAACACUGUCACCAGCAGACUGAUUUACCUACUGAUGAUACAGUGAUGCUGGGAUAACAACUACCUGGUGUAGCUUGUACCCAAAAAUGUUUUCAUUGUUAGUAAUUGUUGAAUAAUGGCACCACAGUAUAUGUGAAGAACUCCCUUUCAUUAUGACUAGAUCCUCCACAUUUAAAAUUUUACAAUUACUAUUAGUGUUAUGAUUGUUGAAAUGGGCAUUUAUAGUAUGGUUGUAAGUCAGUGUGGGGGGGACUUUAUUAUAAAAUGAUCAGUGGGUCUGUGAGACAUGGAUUGUGGAACAAUGUAGUAGUUUUAACACUAUUGUUACAUUUUAAACCAUUUACAUUUUAAACCCAAUAAAAUAUUAAUAAGUAAUUGGUCUCAUUGGUACACAGAAUGAAAUGAGUGUUUCAUGUGCCUAAUGUAUACUAUACUAGUUUUGGACAGAUUCAAAAAAAAUCUCACAAUAUUGUGGGUUUAGAUGGUUAGUAAUGCAAUUUUUUGACUGAAUGGAGUUUAUUUUUAAAUGUUAUGCAAUGGGUGAUGGUGGAGGUAACAGGCACUGAAAUUAUUUCCACUCAAGUUGGGAGAGAUACCACUUCAAAAAGUAUGAACAGUACUAGUGGACUGAAUGGACUUCCAGUCAAGGGAGACUGUUUGCCAAUGCUCUGUGAAGGGGAACCACCUACAAUCAGAACAACCUGAAUUCCAGAAUCUACAGAAAUCUACAGUGAAUUUUUCUAAGCUGAAGAUUAUGUGAGGAGAGAGGGUGAAUCAAUAAGGAUAUUUAGUGAAAUAUGUGGGGCAUUUUCCCCACAAUGUUUUUUAUCAAUAAAAAUGCCAAUAAAAGCACAUACAU
This is a messenger RNA of Hypanus sabinus (Atlantic stingray), 5540 nucleotides long. Its product is annotated as nuclear protein AMMECR1-like. NCBI's taxonomy places the organism in Eukaryota, Metazoa, Chordata, Chondrichthyes, Myliobatiformes, Dasyatidae. Gene Ontology annotation, cellular component: nucleus. The record is from RefSeq and is a predicted model, not a curated record. The transcript has 6 exons. Bases 38 to 859 code for a protein of 273 amino acids.